UCAUCUGAUUUUUCUUUUUUUUCUCCCGUGUUUCCUUGUUAGCCAGCGUCAGUACUAGCCAACAAAACAACCGUCCUACUUUCUUUCCUUCUUCUGUUUGGUCUUUUCUUCUCUCCCCCUCUUUCCUCAGGGGUUAAACUAACUCCUCGCCCACCUCCAAAGACAUGGACGAGACGAGUCCGCUUGUCUCUCCGCUCCGGGACUCCGGUGAUUUCAGCUACUGUCCCACAGAGCCCACCAGCCCGCGGGGCGCGUUUGGAGGCACGCCGGGCUCCGUGGUGCGCAUCCCGGCUGGCAGUCCGGGACGCAGCCGGGAGAGACAGCCGCUGCUCGACCGUGACCGCGGGAGCUCGCCGCGGGAGCCGCACAGGAACGAGUUUCCGGAGGAUCCCGAGUUCAGAGAGAUCAUCCGAAAGGCCGAGCGAGCCAUAGAGGAGGGGAUCUACCCGGAGAGGAUCUACCAGGGAUCCAGUGGGAGCUAUUUUGUCAAAGACUCACAGGGGAAGAUCAUUGGCGUAUUCAAACCCAAAAACGAAGAGCCCUAUGGCCAGCUGAACCCCAAGUGGACUAAGUGGCUCCAGAAACUGUGCUGUCCCUGCUGUUUUGGUCGUGACUGUUUGGUCCUGAACCAGGGUUACCUCUCGGAGGCCGGGGCCAGCCUGGUCGAUCAGAAACUGGAGCUCAACAUCGUUCCUAGGACCAAGGUGGUGUAUCUGGCUAGUGAAACAUUCAAUUACAGUGCCAUAGACAGGGUUAAGUCUCGAGGAAAAAGGCUAGCCCUGGAGAAGGUACCUAAAGUGGGGCAGCGCUUCCAUAGGAUUGGACUACCUCCAAAGGUUGGUUCCUUCCAGCUCUUUGUUGAUGGAUACAAGGAUGCAGAUUUCUGGUUGCGGAGGUUCGAAGCGGAGCCUUUGCCCGAAAACACCAACCGUCAACUCCAGCUGCAGUUCGAGCGGCUUGUAGUCCUCGAUUACAUCAUCAGGAACACAGACAGGGGAAAUGACAACUGGCUGCUGAAAUAUGACUGUCCCAUGGACCCCGUUGGGAAUAGGGACACAGACUGGGUGGUUGUUAAGGAUCCUAUCAUUAAGCUGGCAGCCAUAGACAACGGCCUUGCCUUCCCCCUCAAACACCCUGACUCCUGGAGAGCCUAUCCGUUCUACUGGGCGUGGCUUUCUCAGGCCAAAGUUCCGUUCUCCCAGGAAAUCAGAGAGCUGGUCCUGCCUAAACUCUCUGACCCAAAUUUCAUCAAAGACCUGGAGGAGGACCUGUAUGAGCUAUUUAAGAAAGACCCUGGAUUUGACAGGGGACAGUUUCAUAGACAAGUAGCCGUAAUGAGGGGACAGAUUCUGAACCUGUGCCAAGCCCUGAAGGAUGGUAAAACACCCCUGCAGUUGGUCCAGAUGCCCCCAGUAAUUGUCGAAACAGCCAGAGCACCUCAGAGAGCCAAUAGUGAGUCCUACACACAGAGUUUCCAGAGCAGAAGACCCUUCUUCACCUGGUGGUAGGAACAGAGCAGCAAAGAGGAAGAGGAGGAACAGCAGGAAGCCAGGGCGGGGAAAGGAGUGAAAUGUGCGGUUGGAAGAGAGGAAAGGGUCCAGGUUUUUGUCCUGAAAAUGGAAUAUUAUCAUCACCCUUCCCUCCUCUUCUUAUGGAUAUUCUGGUUACAGAGAGUGGGUGAAUGGGUGGAGAGAUGAGGCCAAAAGAGGAAGAAUUUCACAACAUAUCUUCCCUGUUUGCCUCUGUGCCUUGUGUGGAUGUUGGUGAAGAAAUAACGCCUAAAUUAUGAAGAUUUUGUUCCUUCCUGUGAGAGAGAAAGAUUCAGUGAGAUGUCAGACUUUUCUGUUGGACUCCUGGGUGCAAAUAAUGUUUGCUCACACACAUGCACGCCAGUCAAAACCUCUCAUACAGCUGUUUUUGGAUGAGAGGUGUUGCAUUCCAUGUUUUUUUUUUUUUCUUCAAACCUGUCUGCCUUUUUAAUAUUCACCUGCAUAUUCCCUCCCAUGCAGUUAAAAGCACUGGGCUGGUGAAAGCAUCAAAGCCACUAGUGGAGAUCAGCGAUUUGUUUUUUUUAACAAAUAAGAGGAGUAUUCAUUGUGGUUAAGUCUUAAGUCUAAAAUUUAGGAACUGGGCCACUUGUGGGUGUCUUCACACCCAUGCCACGUGAACUAGUUUCAAGUUCAAGGCCUACUCAUUGCUCCUCCUAACUAUUUAGAUUAGGAUCUGCAAGUCAUCUGGGGUGAUGUUGGAAGACAGAGGCACUUUUUGAUUAUAGAAUCAAGCUCAGAGUAGUAUGACCGGCUCGCCUAAUUUGUCCCCUCACACUGAUGAGUUAAAUCAUCGGUGAACAAGACAAAAUUAUCUUGUCUUUGGUGAUUCCCAGUUCACAAGCUCCUGUUUUUGUCUGCCAUUUUCAUUUCUGUUAAUCUUAUGGCUCGUGGGGUGGACCUCAGUAAACUACAAAGUAACUUCCUGCUGUACUGAACUGACAUGAAAUGUAUUGUGACAAUGCACUGUAUAAUUUGUAUGUAAUAUUUAAUGAUAGAUUAUAAUUAAAACAUAUUCCAGUAAUA
Molecule: messenger RNA, 2573 nt
Organism: Lates calcarifer (barramundi perch)
Lineage: Eukaryota; Metazoa; Chordata; Actinopteri; Centropomidae
Gene: pi4k2a
Product: phosphatidylinositol 4-kinase type 2 alpha
Exons: 9
Coding region: 165-1508 (447 amino acids)
Biological process (GO): phosphatidylinositol phosphate biosynthetic process; Golgi organization; endosome organization
Cellular component (GO): trans-Golgi network; plasma membrane; endosome
Molecular function (GO): 1-phosphatidylinositol 4-kinase activity
Source: RefSeq, a predicted model, not a curated record